Molecule: messenger RNA, 303 nt
Organism: Protopolystoma xenopodis
Lineage: Eukaryota; Metazoa; Platyhelminthes; Monogenea; Polystomatidea; Polystomatidae
Source: the annotation of a GenBank genome assembly
ACUAUCAAUCACUCUCCUACAUUUGCGGUAACUUCAGAUGAACGUGACCGGAUCGAGCUACUCACUCCCUCUUCUCCACUCACCCACAGCCUCGACGUUUCAGGUACCAUUUCUCGGCGCCAUUGUUCAGCAGCUUGUGGGGAAUCCCCCCUGAGUCCUGCCCCUCCCGGAAGCAGUCGCGACGGACCCAUGCUAAGACAGCAGCCAGCCAUCCAAGUGCAGCUGCAGCUGAGCGAGAAUAGCCAGCAUCUGGAUAUUAUGAUUAAACAUGCCAGAGCUCUGGUGAGCUUCGAUAAAUUUUAA